Messenger RNA from Cuscuta europaea, 1962 nucleotides. The record is from the annotation of a GenBank genome assembly. NCBI's taxonomy places the organism in Eukaryota, Viridiplantae, Streptophyta, Magnoliopsida, Solanales, Convolvulaceae.
UAUCAACGCCAAAGAUUGCCUUUUUCCUUGUACAUUGUGGGUUGAGGUCACAGUAUUUUUCACUUUGUCCACUACCUUUCCGCCUUCUAUCUCAUUAUUCAACACACUGUAAGGGCUUCAAGAUUCGCAAAUCAUUUGCCCUAAAUCUCCAGUCCAAAACACCAAAUUCGGACCGCCGGUCAACCAACAACAAUGUCGGACAUCCCAUUGGAAGUCGUCGCCGACUUUUUAUCCCGAGUCCCGGCAAUGUCUCUGCUACGAUUCAGGUGCGUAUCAAAACAAUGGCGCUCGAUUAUCGACAGUCCAGAAUUCAUCAAAAUGCAUCUGAACCGGACGCUCCAUACGAAAUCUGACCGUAAGCUCAUCCUCCGCUCCUGUUAUCUGUACUCAGCGGACUUCGAUGGACUGGAUAACACUAACGUGGCCCAUUACGUGAAAGUUGAGCAUCCAUGGAAGCGCCCUGAAAUAGGAACUCUGAUUGUCGGGUCUUGUCACGGAAUACUCUGUUUGGACGGUGGGGUUGAAGAUAAAAGUAUUCUACUCUGGAACCCUACAACCAGGAAACAUUUCAAAUUACCUCCCUCAAAGUUUGAACGUUCUAUGGAAUCUUUCCGUAAGAGGACAAUGGUUUUCGGCUUCGGGUACGAUAAAGCUAGCGAGGAUUAUAAGGUAUUGAGAAUACUACAGUCUUAUUACAUGGACAGUGAAGUGAAAGUGUUUAGUAUGAAAUCUAAAUCUUGGAGGAAAAUUGCUAAUUUUCCUUACUAUCUGAAAUAUCAAAGUGCCCCUGGAGUGUUGGUAUCAGGCUCUUUGCAUUGGGUUGUAACAAAAGACCCUGACACGUUCAUGGUUAAUUUGAUUGGUGCUUUUGAUCUUGAGACUGAAGAGUACAGGUUGGUUCCUCAACCGGACUACCCUAAAAAGAAGAGCAAAAAUUUUCAUUUGAAUGUGGUGGCUUUGGAUGGAUCACUUUGUGGCUUAUGCAAUUAUUAUGACCACGAGUACGUUGAUGUUUGGGUGAUGAAGAAAUAUCUGGUGAAUGAGUCAUGGACUAAGUUGUUUAAGGUUGCAGAAUCAGAUACCCGUAUCAAGCCUUUUCAUUAUGUUAUGCCUAUAGCAUAUUCCUGGAGUGGCAGGAGGGUAUACAUGGUGCAGAAUGACAAAAUGCCCCUUUGGUAUGAUUUGGAAAAGAAAAAAGUUAUUCCUACAAAAUAUCACAUCUCUGACCCUCCUAGUUAUAUGGAGCAUCAAAUGUGUUUUGGAAGUCUGGUUCAACUUGAUGGUGGAAUUAGUGGUAUGGUUGAGAGGGUUCAAGAUACAAAGGAAGAAUUGAUAGGUAGUAGCAAAGGAACCAAAAAAAAUGGAAAUAAUAAUAAGAAAGAUAACUUCCUGUCAGUGGGCUUCAAGCUGGUUCUUUAAUCAACUCAAGCUGUUUGCAAUUAAUGGGUCGGCCACGGACUAGGCUUAAUGGCAAGGAUGGAGCCCGAAGGGUGCAACUAUUUUUUUGGAACCGGUAACUAGGAACACAAUAUUUUAAGGCCUUGACCUUAAGUAGAAAACUAACUAAGAAUGUGGCAAUGUAUGACCAAAAUCUUGAAUACUUGUGAUUUCUUGUUGAGAAUAUUGCCCGAAAUAAAACUAAAACGUUUUGAAAAUUCAAAAUAGGCCUGUCAUGUUUUUAUUCCCAAAAUAGGACUAAUUACUGCCAUGUUUUGGCAGUACCAAAACAUGACAGUAUUUUCUAAACAUGGUAGCAAUUAGUCCUAUUUUGGGAAUAAAAAACAUGACAUUUCUAUUUUGGAAAUUUUCAAACUAUUUUAGUCCUAUUUCGGAAACAUUCUCUUUCUUGUUUCAUGUAGUGUAUAUUUUUAACUCGCCCCUUACAUUCCUCUUAUUGUUUUGUGAAUAAGAAAUCUCUAGUUAUACUUGACAAAUGUGCAUGUCUUCACUCUUCAUGGUCCA